AUGGUGUUGGAGAGCCUGGUCGCCAACCUGCUGAACAGGUUUCUGGGCAUGUAUGUUCGGAACUUCGACCCGAAGCAGCUGAAUGUUGGCAUCUGGUCAGGCGACGUCAAACUGAGAGAUCUCGAACUGCGCCGAGAAGCACUCGAUCAAUUCCACCUCCCUCUCAAUGUGGUCGAAGGACACAUAAGCUCUUUAGUCCUGAAGAUUCCGUGGUCCAAUCUUCGAGGGCAGCCUGUGCGCAUCAAUAUCGAGGAUGUAUUCCUGCUUGCAGCGCCCAAGGAAGACGAAGCAUACAAUGCCGAAGAAGAGGAGAAACGGGCACACGCUGUCAAGAUGGAGAAGCUGGACAGCGCUGAGCUGCUCAAGGAACGCAAUACUGAGGGCAUGUCGCAAGAGGAGCAGCAGAAACAGCAGUCCUUUACUGCUGCCUUGACAACCACAAUCAUCGACAAUGUUCAGAUUCAGGUCAAGAAUGUGCACAUUCGAUACGAAGAUGCUAUAUCCGACCCCGGACACCCAUUCGCUGCCGGUCUCACACUGCAAGAGCUGAGUGCUGUUUCGACCGAUGAGAACUGGAAACCCACGUGGAUUCAAGGAAACAGCGCCACCACCCACAAGCUUGCGACAUUGGGCUCUCUGGCAGUGUACUGGGAUACUGACACACAACUGCUGGGCACAGGAAGUGGCCAACAAGAUGCUAAAGAGCAGGGCCUUGAUCACAAUCAAAUGAUGGAGAAGUUCAAGGAACUCAUUGUCAAGAGUGAUAGUGAAGCGGUCAACGAGCACCAGUAUAUACUCAAGCCCGUAUCUGGUCGUGCUGGGCUAGAGAUGGACAAGACAGGCAAGCAUGAUCGCCCGAAGAUGAAAGCACGCCUGUUGUUUAACGAGCUCGGUUUCGUGUUGGACGACCAGCAAUACCGCGACGCCCUCAUGCUGGUGGAUCUGUUCCACUACUUCAUUCGACACCAGGAGUAUCGAAAGUACCAGCCAGAAAAGUCACCGAAGGAAGAUCCUCGCGCGUGGCUUCAGUUCGCUGGGAAAGCUAUACUGGACAAAAUCCACGACAAGAACAAGCGCUGGUCGUGGGCGUACUUUGCUGAGAGACGGGAUGACCGCAAAGCAUAUAUCAAGCUCUUCAAGAAGAAAAAGCAGGAAGAGAAACUCACGCCGGAUGAAACCAAAGAGCUUGAGACACUCGAGCGGAAACUCUCGUACGAAGACUUGCGCUUCUGGCGGUCUUUGGCCCGAAAUGAAUUGCGCAAAGAAGGUGCUUUCAAUAAACCCAAGCCACAGCAGAAGACAUGGACAUCGUACAUCUGGGGAUCGUCCAAUACGCAGAAGCAGGACGAUGCUGCGGACGAUAGCCAGAUGACAGACCAGCAACGAAAAGAGCUCUACGAAGCGAUUGAUUUCGAUGAGAAGAAGAGCAUCACCGAAGCUGUCGAUGCUCCUCGUGACGCGAUCAAACUCCAAGUCGACAUGAAUCUGAAAGCUGGCAGCUUUACGCUCAAGCGCGAUCCGCAUGGCAAGAAACAGGACAUGUUGAGACUGCUGUUUGAGGACUUCAGCACCGAAUUCGUACAGCGCACAGACUCUAUGUUGGUAGACUUGAGUCUAGGCGGCAUGCGCUUGUUCGAUGGUUCUACAGAAGGCAAUCUCUUCGAGCAAAUGCUGAGCGUGAAAGACUCGCCACCUGUACCCGACGAUCAGAGAAUUCAAGAACUUGGCGAGGAUGGCGAAGCCUUCAGCGAGGCAAAGGAGUCUCAAGACGACGAAGAGGACGAGCAGGAUCCAUUCUUCGCGCUGUCAUUCGAGAAGAACCCGUUGGACAAUCGGGCAGACUCAGCUUUGACCGUCAAGCUGAAAGCGAUGGAAGUGGUGUACAACCCGAACUUUGUGGUACAAGUGACGAAGUUCUUUAAGCCGCCAGAGAAACACAUGGAAUCCAUUGGCGCUCUGAUGGAGACGGCUGGAUCUACUGUCGAGGGCAUCAGACAACAGACCCGCGCCGGCUUGGAGUACGCCCUGCAAGAGCACAAAACCAUUGACGUGCAGAUGGAUCUCCAGGCACCUUUGAUCAUCGUACCAGACACAGUUACCAAGAAGAGCACCAUCUGUCUGAUCUUAGAUGCCGGUCAUGCCAGCGUACGGAGCGAGCUCAUUGAUAAGGACACCAUCGCCAAGAUCCAGAACAAGCAAAAACAGCAGUACACCGAGCGAGACUACAAGAAGCUUGAAUCACUCAUGUACGACAAGUUCCAGCUGAAGCUCGAUUCGACUCAAGUCUUGAUCGGUACUACCGUAGACGAGACGAAGAAGCAACUGGAAGACAAGACUGCCAGUCGCAAUUUCCACCUGAUCGAUAGAAUCAACAUGGACUUCCAGGUCGAUACUUGCAUUGUGCCCAAGGCUGCGGACUUGACCAAAUUCAGGGUACAGGGACAUCUGCCUGUCCUGCAUGCCAAGUUCUCCGAUGAAAAGUACAAGAAGCUGAUGAAGCUGCUGGACUUUGCCAUUCCCAAGUUUGACCAGCCUGAAGCAUCCAAAGGCGGCAAGGAGGGACCAAAGUCAACGGAUAGCGAUGCGCUGAACCCUAGGAGGAAAAGCGAAGCUACACGGCCACGCGGUAAAUCGUUCCAGGGCAGACGCGAGGACGAUCUUGCGAACGAAGUCGAAAAGGGCGCCGAAGAGAAGCAAGCUGAUCUACAAAAGGGUGGUGACAGCUCGAGUAAGAAGAAGCAAGAGGCUAACCCCGAGCAACGCAACUUCGAGUUCAAAUUCACAGUGGACAAGUUACAGGGCUCAUUGUACAAGGCUGAUCCAGAGGGGAAGCACGAAGACCAGCUUCUCGUCGAUCUUGUGGCGGAGACUUUCUAUCUUGAGUUCUACCAACGUGCCUUCGACAUGGUUGCAGAUGUCAAGCUUAGGGCACUUGCGGUUGAGGAUCACGUCGAACAGAGCCCGGCCGAGGAAUUCAAGAACCUGAUCUCCAGCGAGGACUUGGUCAACAAGAAGAAGCAAGACCUCCUCACCAUCCAUUUCCAGAUGGUGCAGCCAAGCCAUCCGGAGUUCCACAGCAAAUACGAGGGUAUCAAGACCAACCUCGAUGCCGUGGUCUCCACCAUCAACUUGAUGGUCACGAGAAAGACGCUUCUCACGUUGCUAGACUUCGUCAUGGUCACCUUCGCUGAUGGUGGUAGUGGCUCUCAGCAAGAUACCAAGACCAAGCAGAUAGAGGAGAAAGAAGCCGAAGAGCCCCAGAAGAAACAGGACGGUGACAAGAUUCGCAUCAACGCCAAGCUGAACCGAAUAACAGUCAUUCUAAACAACGACGGAAUUCGCCUUGCCACUCUCAGCUUGACUUCUGCAGAUGCCAAGGUGGAGCUGAUGGGCAAGAAGAUGCGCAUUGGUGCCAGACUAGGGGCAUUGGACCUGGUAGACGACAUCAACCAGGGCGUCUCAGAAGACUCGGCACUGCGACAGUUGGUCUCCAUACAAGGCGAUGAUCUCGCCGACUUCAGAUAUGAGACCUUCGACUCUACUGCUGCGGACUACCCAGGCCACGACAACUCGAUCUUCCUCAGGUCUGGUUCCAUCAAGAUCAACUUCCUCACCGAGCCAUUCAGGAAGAUCAUGGAAUUUGGUGUCAAAUUUGGCAAAAUGCAAGCAGUGUUCAAUGCUGCACGUCAAGCCGCUGCAAACCAGGCUACCAAGGUCCAAGAAUCUGCUGGCAAGACGCACUUCGAUAUCCUCAUCAAUACGCCCAUUGUAUCGUUCCCGCGCAUGGUCAUUACGGAUAACCCUGAGCGAGACAUGAUGACAGCGUAUCUGGGCGAGAUCUACGCGAACAACAAGUUCGUGCCUAUCGACGGUUCCGACGACAACGAGACGGCGAACAAGCUAUCCGCUGGCAUUCACAACAUCAGGCUGACGUCAACCUUCCACUACCCCGAAUCGAAGUUUGAAGAGCUUGAGAUGAUCGACAAAGUGAACUUGGACUUCAAUAUCACUCAGACAGAGCACAAGCCUGGGCGCGAUCGUCCAGACACGGAGAUUGAAGGUUCGAUGUCCAACAUCAAUCUCCGACUAACAGAAGCCCAGCUCAAGUUUGUUCUAGAGCUUUCAAGGGCAAUUCCCCAGGCGUUUGCCUUGGAAGAUGCUGGGGAUUUGGAAGAAGAGGCCCAGGAAGAAAUCCCUGACCAUCUCGCUGAGCCAGCCAAGGCCAUACAAAACAACGGCACUGACAAGAAAGCAACGAACGGCGAAGUCGCAAAGCCCUCACACCAAUCGCCCGAGCUGGGUUCCGACAAAGACACUUGGACGAAGCUCGACUUCAUCUUCAAGGUCGGCGCGGUCGGUCUGGAGCUGGUGCAAGGCAAGCCAGAGGCGCCCGUCGGUGAUCUGGAAGCUGCAAGUCUCUCCAAGUUCUCACUCAAUGAGACGAGUGUCAAAGUGCGAAUGAUUAGUGACGGCGCACUUGAAAGCGAGCUUCUCAUCCAAUCUUUCACAAUCACCGACACGAGAACCAAUCAGAAGAACAAGUUUCGAAAGAUCAUGUCUCUGAUCAACGAUGAUGUCAAGCAGCAGUUCAUGGCAAGCGUGUCUAUCUCCGGCGGAGAAGAAAAGAAUCUCAUCGCACUGCUCACUGUGGAUAGCCCGAGGGUCAUUCUCGCCUUGGACUAUCUCUUCGACGUCCUGAACUUCGUUCAGAAUGGCCUCAAACAAGAUGAACCUCUCCAGGUCGAAGAGUCAGAAGAAAGCAAUGAGGGCGAGGACGACGAUGCCAGUGUCUCAACACAGGAGAUCGUUAGGCGCAGGGAGACCGAGCACGAACAGAGCAAGGACGGUCAGCCGAGGGCUGGCAUGGGUAUUUCGUUCCGUGUCAACAUCGUUGAUGCGCAAGUCAUGCUCAUUGCCAACCCAUCUAUAAACAAUUCCGAGGCCAUCGUUCUUGGCGUGAAGCAAGUCUUGGUGUCUCAACAGCAUGCCAUGACAUUGCAGGUCGAGAAGGUCGGUAUGUUCCUCUGCCGGAUGGAUCAAUUCGAAACGAAUCGGUUACGAAUCCUUGACGACUUUAGCAUUCAGAGCUCUGUCGACAUGCGUUCGCAAGGUGAAGACUCGUCGUUGACGAGCAUACACGUUGAUAUUGAGCCGAUCGUGAUGCGCCUGUCUCUGCGAGAUAUCAUGCUUGCGAUGCAGAUCUUCCAGCGAGCCUCUUCGUUAUCAGCAGGCGAAGACAAGAAGAUGUCCGACGAGGCCCCCAAGAAGAUCGAUCAGGUCAAAGCUCAGUCCACGAAGUCAGUCAAGAAGGGUGCCAAGUCUGGUGCGAAAUCGACGCAGAAGGUGACGGCUAAGAGUAUCAGCACCAAAAAGUCGACUCCCACCAAGCCUGGUGAGGACAAGCCAGCUGGUUCGGCUGUUCUCAAGCGUGAAGAGAUGCGCAUCACGAUGGACGGAAUCCGUGUGGUGCUCAUUGGCGACUUGCACGAAUUGCCAAUGCUUGACUGGAGCGUCAAAAAGUUCAACGUUGACGUGCGCGACUGGACCGGUAAUAUGACUGCCGACACCAGCAUCGACACGUUCUUCAACGUCUACAACUUCUCUAAGUCUGCUUGGGAGCCGCUCAUAGAGCCAUGGCAGAUGGGUUUCCACGUGGCCAAGGAGACCAGCCCUGACAAGCUAGCUGUCGAACUCUACUCGAGGAAGUCUUUGGAGCUGACCGUGACGAGCGCGACAAUUGCACUGGCUUCCAAGAGCGCCCAAUUCCUCUCAUCGGACGAAGAUGUUUUGUCCAAACCGAGAGGCAACGAUGCGCCGUACCGCAUUCGAAACUGGACCGGCUUCGAUGUGGAUGUCUGGGCUAGCUCAGACGACAACGAAGAAGGCCAAGCCGCGAAGCUAGCUGAUGGCGAGGAGCAACCAUGGCGUUUUGAGGACCCCACUACCACUCGUGAGACCUUGACUCCGGAGGGACAGACUGGAGUCAUCGGUGUGCGAUUGGAAGGCAGCGGCUUCGAUAGCGUGGACCGCAUCCAGGUCAAUCGCGAGGGUGAGAACCUUUACAACCUGAAGCCGAGAAAGGACAAGGUCCAGCAUCGCAUGCUCGUCGACGUGACUCUGGGUACUGACAACGUCAAAUACAUCACACUGCGCUCGCCGAUGUUGGUGGAGAACCAUACCCAAAUACCAAUUGAACUGGGAGUCUACAGUCCUGAUGAAGGCCACCUGUUGAAGAUCGAGAAGAUCGCCCCUGGUGAAAGCAGACCCAGUCCUGUGGGAGCAGCAUUCAUGCACUCGCUCGUCGUGAGACCAGACCAAGGCUUCGGAUACACCUGGAGCAACGAGCGUCUGUUCUGGAAAGAUCUCCUCAAGCGUCCUACCCGGACUCUGACCUGCCAGGGCGAGAACGACGACAGCUCACCACCGUUCUACUUCCAAAUGCAGUCUGUCUUCGACAAGAACAAUCCGCUUACCACGGUGUAUCCAUACAUGCGGAUCCGACUAUCUGCUCCAAUCGAAGUACAGAACCUUUUGCCAUUCGACUUCAAGUACCGCAUCUACGACAAAAACACCAAGAAGGAUUGGACCAACUUCCUGCGAAAAGGCGGUGUCAGCCCAGUCCACGUCGUGGAACUAUCUCAUCUUCUCUUGAUGAGUAUUGACAUGCAGGACACGCCGUUUAAGGCCAGCGACUUCUCCAUUAUCAAUACCAACAAUGAGAACGACUUCAAGCGGGAGAAGACUCUGCUUGUCAAGGACAACAACAACCUCGAGCUUCGUCUCAAGAUCCACUACUUCAAUGUACCAGACAGCGGUGGAGCUUUCAAGAUUACAGUGUACAGCCCAUAUGUCAUUCUCAACCGCACUGGUAUGGAACUCGACAUAAGAAGCAAGGCCUACUUUGGAUCUACGAAAUCCGCAGCUGGCCAGGGCACCUUUGCGGAUACGGAAGAGGAUGCUCGUAGGGCGACACCCUUCAUGUUCUCGUACCCUACAGAUGACCGGAAGAACCGUGCUCUGAUCAAGGUCGGCGAUUCGCAGUGGAGCCAGCCAGUCUCAUUCGAUGCGAUUGGAGCGAACGUCGAUGUUAGACUGGCCUCCGCUUCAGGACGAGAGGAGAUGCAUUGCGGCCUGAAUGUCACCGAAGGUGAGGGCAAGUACAAACUCACCAAGGUCGUCAGUGUCACGCCGCGCUUCAUCGUCAAGAACAGGCUCUCGGAAGAGAUUCAGAUUCGGGAGCCAGGAUCUUCAGAUUCGGCGACGCUGAAGGCAGGAGAAUUGCAUCCCCUGCGGUUCUUGAAGCAGACUACUGGACAGCAGCUGUGCCUCUGCUUCCCCGGUGUCAACAACUCUUGGUCGUCGCCGUUCGACAUCGCGAAUAUGGGAAGCGUUCAUGUCAAAUUGGCAAAGGCUGGUGAGCGUCAGAAGCUCAUUCGUGUCGAGAUUCUGAUGGAAAAUGCCAUGAUCUUCUUGCAUCUCAGUCUCGAGACGAAACACUGGCCGUUCUCGAUGCGAAACGAGAGUGACCAGGAGUUCCUGUUCUAUCAAGCCAACCCGAACGUGGACGAGGACGAGGAAGACCGCACGUCAGGUUGGAAGCCGAUCCGUUACCGCCUGCCACCUCGAAGCAUCAUGCCAUACGCGUGGGACUAUCCGGCCACAAAGAACAAGAACCUUGUCCUCGCUGCUAACGGCAAAGAGCGACACGUCAAGCUUCAGGAGAUUGGCAACUUGAUUCCGAUGCGGGUGCCUGCGGCGCAAGGAGCACAAGGUCAGGCUAGGCAAAAGAUCAUCGAUCUCAAUGUCGUCGCAGAUGGACCUACGCAGACCUUGGUCAUGAGCAACUACAAACCGCAGACGAGCUUGUACAAGCAGAAGUCAGCGUCGGCGAGCGCCUCGACCACCGCCGGGUUCGAAGUCAAGGAGCAAGACACCGAUGUCACCAUGCGAGCCACUAUUCGCUUUGCUGGUAUUGGCCUGUCGCUGAUCAACUCUCAGCUCAGAGAAUUGGUCUAUGCCACCUGGAGAGACAUCGAGCUCAAGUACACCGACUCUCAGCUGUACCAGAAUGUCGCCCUGACCAUCAAGUGGAUUCAAAUUGACAACCAGUUGUACGGUGGCAUCUUCCCGCUGCUGUUCUAUCCCAGCGUGGUGCCAAAGACUGGCAAGGAGAUGGAAGCUCAUCCGAUCUUCCGAACUGCCAUCACUCGAGUCAAGGAUGAUUCGUACGGUGUGCUGUACGUCAAGUAUUUCACCUUCUUGAUGCAGCAAAUGACGAUCGAGAUCGAUGAAGACUUCAUCUUCGCCGUCCUGGACUUUACCAAGGUCCCGGGUGCCAGCUGGACGGAGGAGAAAGAAGGCCAGCUUGCCCCUGAGAGCCUGGACGUUCCCGAACCGACGCAGUCAGAGGGUGGCCAGGAUAUUUACUUCGAGCUUCUGCACCUCCAACCUAUGCAAUUCGAUCUGUCGUUCGUGCGGACGGAGAGAAUCAAUGCUGAAGAUACUGGCAGCUCGUCGACGAAUCCGUUCAUGUUCGCCGUCAACGUCUUGACCAUGUCGAUCGGCAACGUCAAUGAUGCCCCGAUCCGAUACAACGCCCUCAUGCUUGAAAACGCACGUCUCAGUAUGAACGCUCUCAUCAGCAGCAUCAAGAGCCACUACGUACAGGAGUCGCUCCGACAAGUCCACAUAGUGAUUGGAUCCGCUGACUUCCUUGGCAACCCCGUCGGCCUCUUCAACAACAUCUCCUCUGGUGUUGCGGACAUCUUUUACGAGCCAUACCAGGGUCUUGUCACUGACCGGCCACAAGACCUUGGUGUGGGCAUCGCGAAGGGAGCGAGUAGCUUCGUCAAGAAGUCUGUCUUUGGUCUCUCGGACAGUGUUUCGAAGUUCACGGGCAGUAUCAGCAAAGGUCUAGCUGCGGCUAGUAUGGACAAGGAGUUCCAGGAUCAGAGACGCAUGUCGAGGUCCAGAAACCGGCCGAAGCAUGCUCUGUACGGUAUUACUUCUGGUGGCAACGCGUUUGCCACGAGUUUGGCAAGCGGCAUUGGUGGGCUUGCGAGACAGCCCAUGCAGGGCGCCGAGAAAGAGGGUGCUGCUGGAUUCGUCAAGGGCGUUGGUAAAGGUCUUCUUGGACUUGCGACCAAGCCCGCCAUCGGUGCUUUCGACCUCGCCUCCAGUAUGGCUGAGGGUGUGCGCAACACCACGACUGUCUUCGAUCAAGAAGGUCUCGACCGUGUGCGCUUGACCCGCUUCAUCGGCAUCGACGGCAUCGUCCGCCCCUACAGCCAACGCGAGGCCCUCGGGCAAUUCUGGCUCAAGACGCUCGACAACGGCAAAUACUUCAACGAGCACUACAUCGCCCACCUCGAACUGAACUCGGGCUCCCAGGGCGACAUGCAAGGCCAGUCCGGUAGCCUCAGCCGCACCAACACAGGAGCCCGCUCGCCCACCUCGCCCACCCAACAAUCCGAAGCCACGAUGCUCGUCAUGAUCACCUACAAUUCCAUCAUGCUCGUCCGCGCUAAGAAGCUGACGAGCGAGUGGGAGGUGCCGCUCAAGGACAUCCAGACGAUCUCGAAGGAGCGGACGGGGAUGAGUAUUAUUUUGAAGGGGGGCACGAAUGGGCCGUUUGUGCCGAUUGCGGAUGAGAUGAGUCGGAAUUGGUUGUAUCGGCAGGUUGCGAUUGCUGUCAAUGCUUAUAAUGACAAGUGGAAUGCGAAGGGGUGA
This is a messenger RNA of Zasmidium cellare ATCC 36951, 9729 nucleotides long. RefSeq lists its product as uncharacterized. Gene Ontology annotation, cellular component: extrinsic component of membrane. The transcript is spliced from 2 exons. The coding region runs from base 1 to 9729 and encodes 3242 amino acids. Lineage: Eukaryota; Fungi; Ascomycota; Dothideomycetes; Mycosphaerellales; Mycosphaerellaceae. The record is from RefSeq and is a predicted model, not a curated record. Gene Ontology annotation, biological process: protein retention in Golgi apparatus; protein targeting to vacuole; late endosome to vacuole transport.